Andrographis paniculata is the source of this 1498-nucleotide messenger RNA. Its product is annotated as alcohol dehydrogenase class-3-like. Gene Ontology annotation, biological process: formaldehyde catabolic process. Bases 124 to 1263 code for a protein of 379 amino acids. The transcript is spliced from 10 exons. Gene Ontology annotation, cellular component: cytosol. Gene Ontology annotation, molecular function: S-(hydroxymethyl)glutathione dehydrogenase [NAD(P)+] activity; zinc ion binding. The record is from RefSeq and is a predicted model, not a curated record. Lineage: Eukaryota; Viridiplantae; Streptophyta; Magnoliopsida; Lamiales; Acanthaceae.
GCGAUCCACAUGAGGGUAUAAAUACGAGCUGAGAGAGACACGUUCAGUCAUUUGGUGCGCAUUGAUCUUGACUGCACACAGUCUUCGCUCCAAUAAUCUGUCCGUGCGUUCUUCUUCGCGGCGAUGGCUACUCAAGGUGAAGUAAUCAGUUGCAAAGCGGCGGUGGCCUGGGAACCGAACAAGCCGCUGGUGAUCGAGGAAGUGCAGGUGGCGCCGCCGCAAGCUGGGGAGGUCAGAGUUAAGGUUCUCUUCACUGCUCUCUGCCAUACCGAUGCAUACACCUGGAGCGGAAAGGAUCCUGAAGGUCUCUUCCCUUGUAUUCUGGGACACGAGGCUGCCGGAGUUGUAGAAAGUGUUGGUGAAGAUGUGACUGAAGUUCAGCCAGGGGAUCAUGUCAUCCCCUGCUACCAGGCAGAAUGCCGAGAAUGCAAGUUUUGCAAAUCUGCAAAGACAAACCUAUGUGCAAAAGUGAGGUCAGCCACUGGAGUUGGUGUAAUGCUGAAUGAUCGUAAGAGUCGGUUUUCAAUCAACGGAAAACCUAUUUAUCAUUUCAUGGGAACAUCGACUUUCAGUCAGUAUACUGUUGUACACAAUGUCAGCAUAGCGAAGAUUGAUCCUGCUGCACCAUUGGAUAAGGUGUGCCUGCUUGGCUGUGGUGUUCCGACAGGUCUCGGGGCUGUUUGGAAUACGGCUAAAGUAGAACCAGGUUCCGUAGUUGCUGUUUUUGGCCUCGGCACUGUUGGACUUGCUGUUGCAGAGGGUGCAAAAUCUGCUGGCGCUUCACGAAUUAUAGGCGUCGACAUUGACAGCAAAAGGUUUGAUGUUGCAAAGAAUUUCGGUGUGACGGAAUUCAUCAACCCAAGAGAUCACGACAAACCAAUACAGCAAGUCAUUGCGGAUGAGACCGAUGGCGGUGUUGACUAUAGUUUCGAGUGCAUCGGGAACGUCUCUGUGAUGAGAGCUGCUCUCGAAUGUUGCCACAAGGGGUGGGGAACAUCCGUCAUUGUCGGAGUUGCAGCCUCCGGCCAAGAAAUCUCCACCCGCCCGUUUCAGUUGGUGACGGGCCGGGUCUGGAAGGGGACAGCAUUCGGCGGUUUCAAAAGCCGUACACAAGUGCCUUGGCUCGUCGACAAGUAUAUGAAGAAAGAAGUAAAAGUCGACGAGUACAUCACCCACAACUCGACCCUACCAGAGAUAAACAAGGCCUUCGACCUGAUGCACGAAGGAGGAUGUCUCCGGGUUGUGCUCAACAUGCACACAUGAUGCGCAAUACAGUGUAAACUGAACCGGUGGCAGGCCUUUUGGUGCGCCACCGCCAUCUGUGUGAUUCACUCUCGCCUGCACUCGACUCGUCGCCGAGGUUGAUUGCUGUAAGAAUCUUGAUUGUUUGUCUUUAAGUUAGUUUCUGCUCUUUCAAUAAGCUCCAGCCUCGACUGGAGUUUAGAUUGUUCUUAUAUUUGGGAAGCGCUUGUGCUAUAUAAAGUUUUUCCAGACCGGA